This is a messenger RNA of Dalotia coriaria, 1431 nucleotides long. RefSeq names its product putative odorant receptor 85d. The record is from RefSeq and is a predicted model, not a curated record. NCBI's taxonomy places the organism in Eukaryota, Metazoa, Arthropoda, Insecta, Coleoptera, Staphylinidae. Gene Ontology annotation, molecular function: olfactory receptor activity; odorant binding. Gene Ontology annotation, cellular component: plasma membrane. Gene Ontology annotation, biological process: sensory perception of smell; detection of chemical stimulus involved in sensory perception of smell. The transcript has 7 exons. The coding region runs from base 290 to 1147 and encodes 285 amino acids.
UAAAUCUAUAAAUUAAAAUAUUUGUUUGUUAUUUAUUAAAAAAAUAAAAAGUAUAUGUUGCGUAAUUUAUUUGGUGGUUUAAACAAAGUGUAUAGUAUUUACAUAAAUUAGUAAUGCAAUAAUCGUAAGAUAAAUUGAAGCAAACACGCGCAUUCAUUUCUCAAACAUAGAAAUUAAUUAAAUUAAGUUUACUGUAAUUGUUCUUUACCAUCUUGUAUAAAUACUGUUUUGCCUUGUAUAGUACAAUUAGUUCCAAUUUCAGUUUUCAAAAAAUUACAUACAAAAAAAAAUGAAAUACGCUAACAUUUUAGACAUUAGUUUUUUCUCAUUGGGCAUCAAUCGACAACGUCCUCAUGACAACCCAAAAAUCGCAAAUGCUAUCUGCAUUUUCUGGCUUAUAGCCGCGGUUUUUUAUUGCACGCUAUCAACAAUGUUGUUGUUUCAUCUAAAUGGUGAUGUUGAUCUACUUGCGAAAACUAUGGAAGGCAUGACAACAUUCUUGCAGAUGUUUAUUAAAUCAACACCACUAUUAUUACAUCGCAAACGUUUUUUGAAACUCUACGAGCAACACAAAACAUUUUGGAAUCCCGAUUUAUUUCCUGAAACAUUACAGAAGAAACUGGAGAUAAUCAACUAUGUUUUGGAACAUCUUGACAUUAACGAUCCAAAAUACCUAUCAAAGUUUAGAAAGUGUAUGGAGCAUCAUAAAUUUAUACUUAGUUUCACAGCUGAGAUGCUGAGUAUUCUAAGUAUUCCACUUUUGGGUCAGUACAUCUUGUCAAUAUAUUUGAGCUGUAUGGAAUUGUAUCUUUUUGCUGACAGUCUUGGAAGCCCUGAGCGAUUUAUUCUAAGUGUUUUCUACGUAUUGUGCCUAUAUGUACAAUUUGCAUUGUAUUGCUUUCCAGCUACCGAAUAUACCGCAGAGGCCGAACGGUUAGCGACGGCUAUUUACAGUAGUUCUUGGUACAACGGACCUGUGUCACUUCAGAAAAAUGUUGGAUUUGUCAUUCAGCGUGCCCAAAAAGAAUUCAAGUUUAUGGCAGCUGGACUAGCUGAAAUUAAUUGCGAAGCUUUUGUUGUCGUGUUUAAAACAUCACUUUCGUUUUACACUCUAAUGCGACAAAUGAAAGAAAACGUUGAUGGAUGAAGGUGCAAUUAUUCAUGAGUAUUUUUGGUGAGAAUUUUAGAGCACUUAGGAAUUACAAUUGAACAACAACAAAAACAUGAUAAAAAGUCUCUUAAACUACAACAUAACCGUUACAAGCAUAUUUAAAUAUUUUAAAUAUUAUAAAAAUUAUCAGAUUUUACUGAGCCUUUUACGGCAUUCUCUAGGGCCAAAAUUUGCCAAAAAAAGAAAAUGCACUUAAAAAGUAAUCUAGUGUUAUUUGUAUCAAUAUAUGAAAUAAAUUCGAAAUAUUUAUUUAUAUUUAA